This is a messenger RNA of Metarhizium album ARSEF 1941, 2676 nucleotides long. RefSeq names its product MFS monocarboxylate transporter. The transcript has 4 exons. Gene Ontology annotation, molecular function: translation release factor activity; transmembrane transporter activity. Gene Ontology annotation, biological process: transmembrane transport; translational termination. Lineage: Eukaryota; Fungi; Ascomycota; Sordariomycetes; Hypocreales; Clavicipitaceae. The coding region runs from base 1 to 2676 and encodes 891 amino acids. The record is from RefSeq and is a predicted model, not a curated record.
AUGGCUUCGAAAUCCGAUGCCCGGGUGGCAAGCACACACUCUCCAGCACUACUCGAAGCACACGCCAAACAAGAAGCAGGUCAUCCCGAGGACCUCGUUGCCCGCAUAUCCACCCUCGACAGAGCCUACCAGGCCUCGCCCCCCGAUGGCGGUGUCCGAGCCUGGUGUCAGGUGCUCGCGGGACACCUGAUCGUCUUCAACACAUGGGGCUACAUGAUUAGCUUUGGUAUCUUCCAGCCUUACUAUGCGGAGGUGCUGGCCAUGGAUCCCUCGGCAAUCGCCUGGAUAGGCAGUGUCCAAAUCUUCCUCGUCUUCCUGGUCGGCACCUUUGCCGGCCGAGCGUUCGACGCCGGCUAUUACAGGGCUGCUCUCGUCAUUGGCAACCUGCUUCAGCUCGCGGGCAUUGCCAUGACCAGCGUGGCCCACGAGUACUGGCAAGUGUUCCUGGCCCAGGGAAUAUGUCAAGGCCUCGGGUGCGGAGUCGUCUUUGCGCCCACAGUCGCCAAUGUUUCGACCUACUUCUCCAAGAAGAAGAGCAUUGCCAUAUCGCUCGGAGCUUGUGGGGGGGCUGUGGGGGGCAUCGUCUUUGCCUUGAUGGCACAGCAGCUUCUGCCCAAGCUCGGCUUUCCGUGGACGGUGCGAACGAUGGGAUUAGUCGUGCUGGUUUCGUCCGUCAUUGUCUAUCUGCUGGUCGAGCCAAGACUGCCGCCGAGGAAGUCGGGUCCCAUUGUGGAAAUGGCCGCCUUCAAGGACAGCACAUAUCUCCUGUUUGCCGUCAGUAUGUUCUUCACGCUGUGGGCUGCAUACUUUGCGUACUACUAUGCCCGGGCGUAUGCUCUCAAUGUCCUGGGCGGCUCCCAGUCGACGUCCUUCACAAUGCUCCUCGUCAUCAACGCCGUCGGCAUCCCGGGGCGUCUCAUCCCGGCAUUCAUCGCCGAUCGAUACCUGGGAGCCGUCGACACAUUCAUUCCCUCCAUCUUUUGCGCAGCCAUUUGCAUGUUCGGCUGGAUAGGCGUCCGGAACGUGCCCGCAGACUACGCCUGGCUGUGCAUCUAUGGAUUCUUUGGCGCCGCCAUCCAAGGCAUGUUCCCGUCUACGCUGGCCGGAUUGACCAAGGACCUGAGCAAGGCCGGCACAAGGAUCGGCAUGAUCUUCACAAUCGUCAGCGUCGCAGCACUGACGGGCCCGCCGCUGGCAGGAAAGCUGAUUGAGGUGAACGGCGGGAGGUAUCUGGCCGUCCAGAUCUGGGGUGUGCGUCUGCUCAAGCCGGUUUUUGUUGAACGGCAGGCCAAUGUUCAAAACCCUUCAUUCUCACAGCCCAGCAUGUUCAUGUUCUCAGCACCAUGGAUAUGCCAAAGCUGCACACGCGUGCGCCAGCGCUCAUACUGGCGACAAUUCACUCGCCUCGCUUCGAAUCGGACCUCGAGCGCCGUCGACGCCAGAGUGACAACCACGCAGUUGCCAACCACCACGACACCGCCCACGCCAUCAACACUGGCACCCAGCCUGCUCCAGCGCGCCCAGUCCCUCUUUGCCGAGCGUGAAGCCCUGCAGAAAUCCCUCAACGCCCGGUUCGACUCGCAAAAGGCCCGCCGCGCAGGCGAGCUCGACCGCGUAGCCGCAGCCCUCGCAGCAUGGCGGCAGUCGCUCUCGUCCAUCCGCGACCUCCAAGCCAUGGCGGACGACGAGCAGGACCCCGACCUGGCGGCCAUUGCACGCGAUGAGCUGCAAACCGAACAGGCAAAGCUCGAGUCGCUGGGAAAGAAGCUCUCCGCCAGCCUCACGCCGCGGCACCCGUUCGCCGACCUGCCGUGCAUGAUCGAAUUCCGCCCGGGACCAGGCGGCCUCGAGGGGCGGUACUUUGCAGACUCCGUCUUCAAGAUGUACAAGGCGCUAUGCCUGCGCCGCGGCUACCGCGCCAACGUGCUCAAGUACGAAAUGGCCGACGCGGCCGGCGACCAGUCGUCGUCGGCGGGGGAAAGCCCGCUCCAAGAAGCCAUCCUCGAGAUCCAAGACGCAGGCGCCUACGACACGUUCCGCAGCGAAGCCGGCAUGCACCGUGUGCAAAGGAUCCCCAGCACCGAGAGCAAGGGACGGGUCCACACGAGCGCCGUGGCAGUCUGGGUGCUGCCGUCGUUCCCAGAAAGCAGCAGCAGCGAAGCCGACGCCGACGGCCCAGACAGCGACUUCUACGUGAACCCGCAAGAGGUCAAGGUCGAGACGACGCGGGCCCGCGGUGCGGGCGGGCAGCACGUCAACAAGACAGAGUCGGCGAUUCGAAUGACGCACCUGCCCACCGGGACGACGGUGUCGAUGCAGGACCACCGCUCGCAGCAGCGCAACCGCGAAGACGCCUGGAAGCUGCUGCGCUCGCGCAUCGCCAGCCAGCGCGCCGAGCAGCGCGCCGAGGCCGCCGCCCGGCUCAGGAACAGCGUGCUCUCGCAGACGCAGAUCACGCGCGGGGACAAGAUACGGACCUACAACUACAACCAGGACCGGUGUACCGACCACCGCGCCGGCCUCGACGUCCACAACCUCCCCGACGUGCUGCACGGCGGCGAGACGCUGGAUCGCGUCAUGGACGCCGCCAGGGAGUGGCUGGUGGCGAGGGAGAUUGACGCUCUCGUCGCCGAGGAGGAGGCCAAGGCGGCCGCUGCGGCCGUCGGUGCCAAGUGA